AGUGAUCUCUGCAGCAGCAGGGAGGGAGUAGAAUGCCUGCACUAAGCGCUCUGACAGGCCGCCACGCCGACAGGUGGCUCUGAACAGGGCGGUAGCAGUUCUAUGCGCUGCCUAUGCGCUGCAGGCCUCACCCAAUCCCUGCAAGCCGUCCGUUGUUUUACCACUGUUCAACGGCUGAGCACCGCCAUGACGCGGGGUUCUAAUGGGCCUGCCAGUGGGCAGUUAUGGCUGGAUUGUGCUUCCGCUCGAGCCAAGGCGUAUCCCCAUGGAGUUCAGCCAUCGACGGGUGUGGAACCUCAUCUCUAUUCGAGUGCAAAACGACAAGAUGUGCUGUCCAGCAAAGAGCAGUCGUCUGCCGGUUGCAUGAAGAACUACGGGGACAGCGGUGCUUGCCUCUACGAUUCAGGCAGGACUGAUUCAGGUUUUCUGUCGGGUGCGAAUAUAGUUUCUGAACAGUGUUUGUCGUCCGAUGAUAUUUCGUGUUCGAGGAAGUUUACAGACAGUGCAUUACAAGAGUCAGUUUCUGAGGACAGGUUAGAGGACAACUCAAAGAGCCGUAUGAGACUGGACAAGGAAGAUUCCAUGAGGCUGGACAGUGGUGUUGACGUGAACGAGCAGUUCAGUAGUCUCAGUAUAAGCCCUACGAACGAUCUGAAUUCUGGCCCUUCAAAUGACCUGAACGCCCCGUUCUCUAAGUCUCGGAGUCGGGAUUCGGCGGUGGCGACGACAUUUACGAAUAUCUCGCCCCUGUCCCCGACGAGUAAAGUAUCUCUCACGCAGCCGCAACAGAGUUCCGAACAGCUGCAACAUCAUCAGCAGCAGCAACCUGUUGCUGCACCUGCGUGGGAACUGUACUAUCAACAGGAUGAAGAUGGCGACACGCAACUUCAUAUUGCAAUUAUACAAGGCUUUAUUGAAGUUGUGUACGCUCUCAUCCAAAUGGCACCUCACCCAUGCUUCCUAGAUAUUGUAAACUACGAAUGUCAGUCGGCACUGCACCUGGCAGUGCUUACGAGACAGCCAAGGAUAGUCCGGAGGCUUGUGGUUGCGGGUGCGACGGUGGACAUUCGUGAUCGUUCGGGAAACACUGCUCUGCAUUUAGCGUGCCUCAAUGGAGACAUUGACUGUGUUCGCGCUCUUACUGAGCCUGUGACUGUGGCGGAAGAAACGAUGGCAGGCCUCAGGUAUCGCACGUACCAGCACCAUGUUCCGCAGGACCUAGAAGAGAGAAACUACGACGGUCAGAUGUGUAUACACAUGGCAGCACUGAGUGGCAAUGUGGAAGUCAUAAAGCAUCUGGUUGUCUGGUGUGGUGCAGACAUCAAUGCCAAAGAUGGGAAGAGUGGUCGCACAGCGCUACACCUGUGCAUCGAGUUGGGCCUGGCGCAUGUGGCGCGUUUCCUGGUGGAGGAGCUGGCAACGGGUCUGCAGCUGGAGGCAGCUACGUAUGCUGGCUACACCGCUUACCAACUGGCAGCUGCCGUAGACUCGGCACUCGCGAGGCAGUUGAGAGAGCAUGGCGCACAGCCCAGGCCGCUACCGGACGACGAACAGAGUGACGAAGAAGACAGUGACGACAGUGACGCUGAGAUGUACCAGGUUGGGCGCGACAUUGGUUUUAGCAGUCUGAGAAUGAACGGGCAGCCUGUCGACAUCACUGCCUAGAGAGGCACGAAAAGACUGCGGGCUACAUGUGGCUAGUGAGCCACCAGCUCGGUUGUGACUGAGGAGGUAUGCAACUGGGGAAGUUGACUCCUGUGCCAUACUCAAAUUGUCUUGUGGUGGAUGGACUGGUUCAGUGUUUUGGCAGCCAUUCUCUGGUAAUCACUAUUUGAGAAUAACUAUGUACUUUGGGAUCAAAGGACUACAGAGAUUGUAUAAAUUAUUGGUCCAAUAAAGUGGAAAGAAAAGUGGAAAAGAUGGUCGGAUUGUUACCUAUGUCAUUCUAGUUUGUUCUAGAAUGCUUAUCCGGAUCCUGGCAGCUUAAUGUGCACUAAUGAGAAAGUAGUAUUGUGUUCUCUUACACAUUAAAUGAACUGCUCUAUCGUCACCUACCCUUUGAAUCCCAUUCUAGUCUCGGGAUGAAAGAUCUGGUUAUAAAUUUCUAUUUGGCUCAUUAUUAGGAAAAGGUUUCACUGCCAAUAAAUUUAUUUGUUUGCAGUUAUGAAAGUUUUAAUUUUAAAUUAAUUGUAAGGGUCUUAAGACAUAUUUGUAAUGUGAUUCAGUGACUUUUCCUGAGAUGUUGUUCAAUAGCAAGCUGUUCGCAGGGAUAUUCUGCUUGUUAAGAACUGUACCUGCAUAUUUUAAACUAAUAUAAAUACUGUACAUUUUCACGCAUUUCAAAGUGACAUUGUCCAUUACAAUUCGGUGCUCAUUGUUAUUUAUUACUCAUCUAAUGCCUAUACUUACGCAUCUUUUUCUAAGAUGCACAAUCAGUGUUGCAUAGUUCACUGUAUAAUGUUCAGGAAGCAGGCAGAUUUUUGCAGGCAAAAUGAUAGUUCAAAACUUGAAGUUGUCACUGCCUUAUACUGUUGUUAACCUUUGGGAAAUAACUUAUGACUGAAUUACUGUUAAAGUUUGUGAUAUCUGCCUGUGGAAAGUAAUUGUUGUUUGUUUUAGUAAGUUGUUGAAGUGUUAAUCUAUAUUUACACGUUGUAUGAAGCCACAUUUUUGUGGUUUCUUUAUGAACUUGUAUUUGCCAGUCAGUAUAACAUAUUUUUGUGUAUCAUCUUGUAAAUACUGGUAUGUAAGUGCAACUAUUUUAAGAUGAAGCUAGAGGCAUUGAAUAAAAUGCUGUUAAUUAUAA
This is a messenger RNA of Schistocerca gregaria, 2806 nucleotides long. RefSeq names its product NF-kappa-B inhibitor cactus-like. Gene Ontology annotation, molecular function: protein binding. NCBI's taxonomy places the organism in Eukaryota, Metazoa, Arthropoda, Insecta, Orthoptera, Acrididae. The coding region runs from base 103 to 1665 and encodes 520 amino acids. The transcript is spliced from 7 exons. The record is from RefSeq and is a predicted model, not a curated record.